Molecule: messenger RNA, 1081 nt
Organism: Notechis scutatus (mainland tiger snake)
Lineage: Eukaryota; Metazoa; Chordata; Lepidosauria; Squamata; Elapidae
Source: RefSeq, a predicted model, not a curated record
AGAGGAGUAGCAGAGUCCCCGAGGCUUCCAGGAGGCUGGAGUCGAAUGAGGCUUCACUGGGGUUGCGGAGGCUGCAGCUCACCGCUCCAGCCAACAGCGACAGGUACUCUGGCCUUAUAAUGGCUGCUUCAGAUGAACUCAAGUUUCGUGAAUUUAAUGAAGCCAUGGAUUUGCUGGCUGGAAAUGCUGAUGCUACUACUCCUAGCAUUAAUGAGAGCCAAAGCCACAUAACUCUCAACAUGUCUUCCAGCUGUAAUGAGGAAUAUGAGCCAGAUGAAGAGGAUGACAAAACUGAGCUCUUGAGCUUCCAGAAGAAGCAAUCCAGUUUCUGGACAUUUGAAUAUUACCAGGCCUUCUUCAAUGUUGACACGUAUCAGGUGCUGGACAGAAUAAAAGGCUCCCUAUUUCCGCUACCAGGGAAAAACUUCGCAUGGCAUCACUUGCAGAACAAUCCUGACCUCUAUGGACCUUUCUGGAUCUGUGCCACAUUGGUAUUCACAUUAGCCAUCAGCGGUAACUUAUCUUACUUCCUGGAAAAAAGAGGGAGCUCCUCCUUCCACUACAGCCCUCAAUUCCACAAAGUGACUAUUGCAGGCAUAGUUAUCUAUUGCUAUGCCUGGCUGGUACCCUUAGGUCUGUGGGGCUAUCUACAUUGGCGAAAGGGAGCCCAUGUCACCACUGAUGUGUAUUCUUUUCUGGAAAUGGUGUGCAUUUAUGGCUACUCACUCUUUGUGUACAUUCCUACUGCGAUUCUGUGGCUAAUCCCUAUCCCAUGGCUGCAGUGGCUCCUGAUCAUAGUUGCAAUAGGGUUGUCAGGCUCAGUUCUGGUCCUUACCUUCUGGCCAGUUAUCCGUUCAGAUAGCAAGCCAGCUGCUUGUGUUAUAAUGGCCAUUAUUGUUUCUCUUCAUAUCCUUCUAGCUAUUGGAUGCAAGCUCUAUUUUUUUCAGAAACCAAGGAUCACAUCUUCUAUUCCUAUUGCUUAUACAACAGCAACUCACAGCAGAAGCAUACACCCUCAUCUACUGCAGCAGAGGGAAAAGGAAUCUGAUAACACCCUGCGCUAGACUUUGAAAAAUAUGCA